AUGCAGUCACUGCUACCUCCCCUCCUCCUCCUCCUGCAGUCACUACGUCCUCCCCUCCCCCCCCCAUGCAGUCACUGCUUCCUCCCCUACUCCUCCUGCAGUCACUACUUCCUCUCCUCCUCGUCUUGCAGUCACUACGUCCUCCCCUCCUCCUCAUGCAGUCACUAUGUCCUCCCCUCCUCUUCCUGCAGUCACUACUUCCUCCCUCCUCCUGUAGUCACUACGUCUUCCACUCCUCUUCCUGCAGUCACUACUUCCUCCCCUCCUCCUCCUGCAGUCACUACUUCCUCCCCUCCUCUUUCUGCAGAUAUUACGUCCUCCCCUCCUCCUCCUGCAGUCACUACGUCCUCCCCUCCUCCUCCUGCAGUCACUACGUCCUCCCCUCCUCCUUCUGCAGUCACUACUUACUCCCCUCCUCUUCCUCCAGUCACUACUUCCUCCCCUCCUCCUUCAGUCACUACGUCUUCCCCUCCUCUUCCUGUAGUCACUACUUUCUCCCCUCCUCUUUCUGCAGAUACUACGUCCUCCCCUCCUACUCCUGCAGUCACUACGUCCUCCCCUCCUCCUCCUGCAGUCACUACGUCCUCCCCUCCUCUUCCUGCAGUCACUACGUCCUCCCCUCCUCUUCCUGCAGUCACUACGUCCUCCCCUCCUCCUCCUGCAGUCACUACGUCCUCCCCUCCUCUUCCUGUAGUCAGUACUUCAUCCCCUCCUCUUCCUGCAGUCACUACGUCCUCCUCCCCUCCUCUUCCUGCAGUCACUACGUCCUCCCCACCUCUUCCUUCAGUCACUACGUCCUCCACUCCUCUUCAUGCAGUCACAACUUCCUCCCCUCCUUUUCCUGAAGUCACUACGUCCUCCCCUCCUUCUACUGCAGUCACUACUUCCUCCCCUCCUCUUCCUGUAGUCAGUACUUCAUCCCCUCCUCUUCCUGCAGUCACUACGUCCUCCUCCCCUCCUCUUCCUGCAGUCACUACGUCCUCCCCACCUCUUCCUUCAGUCACUACGUCCUCCACUCCUCUUCAUGCAGUCACAACUUCCUCCCCUCCUUUUCCUGAAGUCACUACGUGCUCCCCUCCUUCUACUGCAGUCACUACUUCCUCCCCUCCUCUUCCUAGAGUCACUACGUCCUCCUCUCGUUCUCCUGCAGUCACUACUUCCUCCCCCCCUUCAUGCAGUCACUACGUCCUCCCCUCCUUCUCCUGCAGUCACUACUUCCUCCCGUCCUCCUGCAUUUACUACGUCCUCCCCUCCUCUUCCUGCAGUCACUACGUUCCCCCCUCCUCCUGCAGUCACUACGUCUUCCCCUCCUAUUCCUGCAGUCACUACGUCCUCCCCUCCUUCUCCUGCAGUCACCACUUCCUCCCGUCCUCCUGCAGCCACUACGUCUUUCCAUCCUCUUCCUGCAGUCACUACUUCCUCCCCUCCUCCUGCAGUCACUACGUCCUCCCCUCCUGCAGUCACUACUUCUUCCCCUCCUCUUCCUGCAGUCACUACGUCCUCCCCUCCUUCUCCUGCAGUCACUACUUCCCUCCUCCUUCUGCAGUCACUACGUCCUCCCCUCUUCCUGCAGUCACUACUUCCUACCCUCCUUCUCCUGCAGUCAUUACAUCCUCCCCUUCUCUUCCUGCAGUCACUACGUCCUCCCCUCCUCCUCCUGCAAUCACUACUUCCUCCCCUCCUCUUCCUGCAGUCACUACGUCCUCUCGUUCUCCUGCAGUCACUACUUCCUCCCCUCCUCUUCAUGCAGUCACUACGUCCUCACUUCCUUCUCCUGCAGUCACUACUUCCUCCCCUCCUCCUCCUGCAGACACUACGUCCUCACCUCCUCUUCCUGCAGUCACUACGUCCUCUCGUUCUCCUGCAGUCACUACUUCCUCCCCUCCUCUUCAUGCAGUCACUACGUCCUCACUUCCUUCUCCUGCAGUCACUACUUCCUCCCCUCCUCCUCCUGCAGUCACUACGUCCUCACCUCCUCUUCCUGCAGUCACUACGUUUUCCCCUCCUCCUCCUGCAGUCACUACGUUUUCCCCUUCUCUUCCUGCAGUCACUACGUCCUCCCCUCCUUCUCCUGCAGUCACUACUUCCUCCCCUCCUCCUUCUGCAGUCACUACGUCUUCCCUCCUCUUCCUGCAGUCACUACUUCCUCCCUCCUCCUGCAGUCACUACGUCCUCCCCUCCUCCUCCUGCAGUCACUACGUCCUCCCCUCCUGCAGUCACUACUUCCUCCCCUCCUCCCCCUGCAGUCACUACGUCCUCCCCUCCUCUUCCUGCAGUCACUACUUCCUCCCCACCUCCUGCAGUCAUUACAUCCUCCCCUUAUCUUCCUGCAGUCACUACUUCCUCCCCUCCUCCUCCUGCAGUCACUACGUCCUCCCUUCCUCUUCCUGCAGUCACUACGUCCUACCCUCCUCCUCCUGCAGUCACGACUUCCUCCCCUCCUGCAGUCACUACUUCAUCCCCUCCUCAUGCAGUCAUUACAUCCUCCCCUUCUCUUCCUGCAGUCACUACUUUCUCCCCUCCUCAUGCAAUCACUACUCCCUCUACUGUCGUCUAUACCUCUUCUUUAUCUUCUGA
Gigantopelta aegis is the source of this 2577-nucleotide messenger RNA. Its product is annotated as extensin-2-like. The record is from RefSeq and is a predicted model, not a curated record. NCBI's taxonomy places the organism in Eukaryota, Metazoa, Mollusca, Gastropoda, Neomphalida, Peltospiridae. The transcript has a single exon. The coding region runs from base 1 to 2577 and encodes 858 amino acids.